Tupaia belangeri chinensis (Chinese tree shrew) is the source of this 2351-nucleotide messenger RNA. It is a transcript of the gene TTYH2, whose product is annotated as tweety family member 2. Lineage: Eukaryota; Metazoa; Chordata; Mammalia; Scandentia; Tupaiidae. The record is from RefSeq and is a predicted model, not a curated record. Gene Ontology annotation, cellular component: plasma membrane. Gene Ontology annotation, molecular function: volume-sensitive chloride channel activity; intracellularly calcium-gated chloride channel activity.
AUGCCCCGUGCGGGCCGGAGGCGGGGUAGGAGCGCGCCCACGGGAAGGCGGGGCCUGGGUCGCGGUGGGCGGGACCUGGAGCCGGGGCUUGGGGGGGGCGGGGCCUGGGGGUGGGUCGUCUGGCUGCACAGCGUCCCGCCUCUCAGCCUGCGCCUGCAGCCGGUGGACAGCACCUUCAGACCCCGCGACGAGACGUACCAGGAGUCGCUGCUGUUCCUGGGGCUGGUGGCCGCUAUCUGCCUGGGCCUGAACCUCGUCUUCCUGGCGGUGUACCUGGUCUGCGUGUGCUGCUGCCGGCGGGACGGGGCCGGGCAGACCAAGCAGCGUGGCUCCUGCUGCGUCACCUGGACGGCCGUGGUGGCCGGGCUCCUCUGCUGUGCUGCGGUGGGCGUGGGUUUCUAUGGAAACAGCGAGACCAACGAUGGGGUGUACCAGCUGAUCUACUCCUUGGACAACGUGAACCAUACCUUCUCCGGCAUCGACGCACUGGUUUCCGGGACCACCCAGAGGAUGAAAGUGGACCUGGAGCAGCACCUGGCCCGACUCGGUGAGAUCUUCGCCGCCCGGGGCGACUACAUCCAGACGCUGAGGUUCACGCAGCAGAUGGCGGACAGCAUCGUGGCCCAGCUCUCAGUGCUGCCCGUGUGGAGGGAGGCCACGGUGCAGCUGACCGCACUGUCUGACCAGACCAGCUACGUGGAGUACUGCAGGUGGCUCUCCUACCUCCUACUCUUCAUCCUGGACCUGGUCGUCUGCUUCGUUGCCUGCCUGGGACUGGCCAAGCGCUCCAGGUGUCUCCUGGCCUCGAUGCUGUGCUGUGGGGUGCUGACCCUGCUCCUCAGCUGGACUUCCCUGGCCGCUGACACGGCCGCUGCAGUGGGCACCAGUGACUUCUGCGUGGCUCCUGACACCUUCAUCCUGAACCUCACGCAGGGCCAGAUCAGCACAGAGGUGACCCACUACUACCUGUACUGCAGUCAGAGUGCAAGCAGCCCCUUCCAGCAGGCCCUGACCACCUUCCAGCGCUCGCUGACCACCAUGCAGAUCCAGGUCACAGGGCUGCUGCAGGUGGCCCUGCCCCUCUACCCCACAGCUGAGAGAGAUCUGCUUGGAAUCCAGGUCCUGCUGUCGCCUGUGAAUCCAGUUCCUGCGAACGCAUCGGAGUCCAACCUGCACCAGCUGACAGCUCUGUUAGACUGCCGAGGCCUGUACAAGGACUACCUGGACGCCCUGACUGGCGUCUGCUACGACGGCAUUGAGGGCUUGCUCUACCUCGGCCUCUUCUCCCUCCUGGCCGCCCUGGCCUUCUCCACCAUGAUCUGCGCGGGUCCACGGGCCUGGAAGCACUGUGCCAGCAGGGACAGAAACUACGAUGACAUCGAUGACGGUGACCCCUUUAACCCCCAAGCCCGGCGCAUCGCGGCCCACAAUCCCCCCAGGGGGCAACUUCACAGCUUCUGCAGCUACAGCAGUGGGCUGGGCAGCCAGACCAGCCUGCACCCCCCGGCCCAGACCAUCUCCAACGCCCCUGUCUCCGAGUACAUGAACCAAGCCGUGCUGUUCGGUGGGAACCCACGCUACGAGAACGUGCCGCUCAUCGGGAGAGGCUCCCCACCACCCACGUACUCUCCCAGCAUGAGGGCCACCUACCUGUCCGUGGCGGACGAGCCCCUGAGGCACUACGGGAACGACUUUCCAGGCUAGUGGGCUCCAGGAGCUCUGCCUCCUCCUGGUUUCCAGUCCCUGCGAACAUGAACUACGCUCUUCACCAGGAACCAAAGGCCUCGGAGGCUGGCAGUCUCAAAGCCCUGGCCGGCAGGAAGGCCACGCUGGGCCCGCCUCCCUCCACUGCCCUGCCUCCUCGCCAGGAGAAACUCCCCCACGGGCUUGGCUGACUCAGGGGCGCGACCCUGAGUGGCCACCCGGGGCAGCUCACUCCUAACUCCCAUGCUCACAGGUGGCAGUGGAGUGAGGAGGGGGCCGGGUGAUGCUCUGCGGUCCUGGGAGCUGUGAGCUCUGGCCCCACUGCCAGGACCACGCCUCUCCUUACUGGGGCCCUAGCCUGGGUGGCCACUCUGAGUCACCCAUCCUCUGCGCCCUGUAGGUCGCAGGGAAGGCUGAUUAGGAGAUGCUUUGGAGGGAGGUGGUGUCCCUGAUGAGACCAGAACACUGUCCAGAUCAGAGUUCCCUGGGGGCCACAGAGACCCUGAAGUGGGGGGAUGUGGGUGGAAGCUGUGGCGGGCCUGUCUAACCCCUGCCAGCCCCCACCACUCUAGAACCGAAGCUGUGAGUCCAUUAGCUGCAAGCCCGUCAGUCUCAGGUACUAACAGACGCUCCGAAAGCGACUUUAA